AUUUCGUGUUGUGAAGACAACAUGGACUCUAGAGCAGGGUUCGUUUUUCUCGCGGCUUUCAGCAUUGCCAUUGCCAGCAAAGGUAAGUUCUCCAUCCCUAACGGCAUUUAAAUGAGUUCAGUAUUUCCUCUACAUGACAUAUAAAUGUAUCUGUAGUUGUUUGAAUCAUUUUUAAAAUGAAAAGGAAUGGGACAAUAGAAUAAACGGAGACGGGAGAACCCACGCAUACGUGUUACAUGAUCUCCCAACCUAAAUCACAACGGUAAAUCAUACCUACCUACAGCAAACUGUUAGAUGGACAGCAUGGUCUUUUAAAACGAUAAUUUCAGGACUGUAGCCAUAUGGAAUAUCUCUCUUUAAAUUUGCUUUGUUUGAUUUUAGGCCUUAACUCGCACUGGCUUCAAAUAUUAAUCACAUUGGGAAAACCAUUUGUUUUAUUUUAUUUUAUUUGUUUAUUUUUGGGGUGAAUAUUUUGAAUGAGUCUAAGAUCUUCAUGGUUUAUGGAUGCCGAAUCCAAUCAUACUUUACUGAGUAUAAUACCCUUUGAAUUAUUUAGUCACGGGAAUAAGAAUAUUUACUGAUUGGAAGACAGCGGUGUUUCGCUUACAACUGAAGGAACGUCUCAAUAUCAAAUAUUGGACUAGUUAGUACCACUAAAUUCCUUUGUCAAAAAGUUUGUGAUUUUUUGUAGCAGGAGAUAAAUGCUGUACUCACUAGGUAAACGUAUUACUGAUAUACUUUUUUUUCAGAUGGAUUUCCGCAUUGGGGAUAUAAAGAGUCAGGUAAAACAUUUUUUGAACUCGGAUUUUCAAAAACUAUUAAUAGCGGGAUGCAUUUUUGAAUUAGCGGUUUACAAGAAUUAAAAGGCAACAAACCUGUAGGAGGUAUUAAGACUAAGGUAUUAUUUAUGUAGCAGCUCUCUCAUGAUUAAAGAUUUUCCUAUUUACGAGCAAAUUACCCAACCUCAUUUCAAUCACUUGUCCACCUUUUAUGACAAUAUUUGUGACAAUAAGCAAACUAAGUUUCUAAUACCCUUUGCAUUCAUUUUUUUCAUUUUAAGUUAUAUUCUAUAUUCCCGAUACUGAGUUUACACCAAGAUCUACGAUCUCUUCGCUUCUAUUUGUCUAAGCUGUCCUUGCAGAUUUUACAGUUCUUUUGAGUUCUACUUGAAGUUCUGGCUCUUAAAAUAAAUGGCUCCGAGCAUGUCGUUAGACGACAGUGGCCUCACGUUGUUGAGCCCUGCCUACUCUAACUGCAGAGUAUUUCGAAAUAGUUAAUAAAGACAUCUAUUUCAUGGAAAACAUGCAAGAUAUAUACUUUGAUAUAAACCAGUUUUCCACAUUACUGCAUCCUCAGGAAUCGGUUGUUCGUUGAGUUUUAUGGGCAAUUAUUUAUGUUUUAUUGUAGAUUAUGGGCCAGGAGAUUGGGGAAAAGUAGCGCCACCAUGUUCAGGACAGUUGCAGUCCCCCAUCAAUAUCGUUUCAAGUUUGACUGAAGUCAACACAACCCAUAAUGACUUAGUGGUCAACUUUGAUAACAUGGAUGGCACUGUCACCGGAUUUUUGAUUAAUAAUGGACACGCCCCCAAAGUGGUUGUUGAUAAGAACCAAGGCGGAGCAACUGUCACUGGAGGUCCCCUGGGACAGAACAUGUUUAUAUUGCAACAGUUUCACUUUCACUUUGGCUGUAACAGUUCUACUGGCUCUGAACAUACGCUUGAUGGCAAGACGUUUGCAUCAGAGGUUGGAAUAUUAAUCUAUAUUUCAUAUCUCUGUUUCUUAUCAAUCCCUACAGUAUUGUUAAUAACUUCUCUUACUACUUCAUUUGAUGCCCUCGAAACGUACCCCUGGGACAACAAAAGCAAUGAAUGCAAAGGGUCAGUGACUAAAUCUGAAUUGAUUUAUUAUAGAUGCACCUGGUGUUUUACAAUUCAGGUUACAAGAGUUUCCAGGUGGCCUCCUCCAAACCUGAUGGCUUGGCCGUCGUUGGGGUAUUUUUGCAGGUAUAUGGGUACUAAUAAAGAUUAAAAUACGUUUCACAGGUAUUAAAUGAUAAAAACUGAAUAUUGUAAUAUCAGCCCUCUGUUGUCUAACUCCAUUCAAACACCAGUAGCACCCUUCCUCCCUUACUCUUGAAUAGGACCAAUUUGGGAUCAAUUUAGGUUUCUGGGAAACUGACCACCCACCCCUCCCUUAAGUCAACAUUAGCACUUACUUCUCACUUAGCGCAAAAUGUUGGCUUAGGGGAGGGGUAGGUGGGCAGUUUCCCAGAAACCUAAAUUGAUCCCCAAUUUGUAUCUGCGCAAGCAGACUUAUGGAAUUUUGUCUAUUAUCCUUGGUUAUCUAAAUAAUAUUAGGGUUCGAUCAGCUUGUGACAUUACUUAAAAUUUUUGCACAACACAUAAGAAAAAAACUACCACCUUUAUUGUGUCGACAAGGCAGUUAAUGUAGCCGAGAAGUCGAAAUCAGAAACUCAAAAUUAUUAUUGGAAAAUAAAUUAAUGAUAAUCAUUAACUGUUAGAGUUUUUAUGUUUGAUUAUGCCUGUUCACUUAACGUAAGCAACACUUCUACUCGCUCGGACUUGGUUAUCUUGCUCUAAUUCAGGUCAAUGGAGGAUUCAGUAAAUGGAUGGAACACAUCGCCGUUUCGUUAAGGAAUGUUAAGACUGCAAAUGGUAAACAUCCUUUAUUGUUCUUGUAUAUAAUUGUCAUAUUGUGUCUGACUUAAUCGCGCCUGAAAUAGCAGUUUAUCGGAUAAUAUACUCCGUUUUUGUUUCUUUCUUUUUCCUUAAAGAGAUCAACUAUAACCUUGGAGACAGCAUCGCUUUGUCGAAACUUGUUCCAGAGUUGGCUUCCAAGAACGCUCCUUACUAUGCGUACAAAGGCUCCCUUACCACCCCACCCUGUUAUGAAUCAGUGCAAUGGAUAGUGAUGAAAAAUCCGAUUUCGGUUACCGAGUCUCAGGUAAUGCUUACUAUCUAUUUUAAAAUAAUACGAUAUUAUUUUCAAUGAAGUGGAUCUAGUCAGGGGCUGAUGCAGAAGAAGAGUUCUGGGGAAAAGGACCCUUUUUUGACCAGAGCGGCUUUCAAAUUGCAUUUUGGCAUAAAGGCACAGAUGGAUUACAUACUACAUUCAUGGCUGCAAAUGCUUCAUCUAAUGACGUUCUUGCUUGUUUAAACUUGCCGCAAAAUAAUACAACAAUCACCGGAGAAUGUAUAGUAAUAUAACAUCGACGCAAACUGUAAAAACUGAACUGUUUCUAACGUAUAACACGUAAGUAACUCUUCAGUGACAUUUAUGGUUUCUCAAAAUAACCGUCAUGACUGUUAUGAAAGAUGCUUAUUGUCGUUUCAAGCUUUUCUUUUCUUUUCUUUUUUUGCUAUUUUCAGCUGGAGAUGAUGCGAUUAUUGACCACACCUAACGGUACUCCGAUGUGUAACAACUUCAGACCAGUCAGGCCCUUAAAUGGACGGAAACUCCAAUGGUCGCCCAAACAAGCUAAACUCCCUGGCCGGCUAAGGCUUCAAGGCAUUCGAUUGUAUCACUAA
This is a messenger RNA of Porites lobata, 3547 nucleotides long. The record is from the annotation of a GenBank genome assembly. Lineage: Eukaryota; Metazoa; Cnidaria; Anthozoa; Scleractinia; Poritidae.